AAUCCGGCCAUGCGAUGAGAUGGACGUUGCCCACUGGCUGGCAUUAUCUAUCACGGUCAUCUAUGUCUCAUCGCUGCCAAUUUCUUUCCCCCCUCACGUUCAUUGAGGUUUUCGUUGCUUUCGUGCAAUUCUCGCCGAUUGACCUGUCCAUCCUCCGAUAAGGAAAGCAAUCAGUGGAUCACUUGACUACGUACCACCAUUUGAUAGCUACCAACUGCAAUUCGCCCAUACAACACCUGUUCGGAUCUUCCACGACACCCCCGUAUGACCCGACAUAUCGACAUCUUUGCCAGAAGAGGCGACAUUACGUAAAGCCACCAUGGUCGUCGGAUCGCUUCAUACCCAGAGGAUUAUUUCGGUCGUUGCUGCGACCGUGGUCGCACUAGCAAGUGGAACAAAUUAUGCAUAUUCAGCAUGGGCUCCUCAAUUCGCAGAGCGCAUGCACCUGUCCUCGAAGGAGAUCAACCUGCUUGGCGUCGCGGGGAAUAUUGGAUUAUAUUGCUCAGGAAUUCCGACAGGAAUACUGACUGACACAAGGGGUCCUACUAUAACGUUAUUGAUUGGAACUGUAUCACUUUUUCUUGGAUAUUAUCCCAUCUAUCUAGCAUAUGAACAUGGCCAAGGCUAUAUGUCACUUGGCCCAUUGUGUUUUUUUGCAUGGCUUUUUGGCCUUGGAGGUUCCGCUUCCUUUUCCGGAGCCAUCAAAGCAGCGGCCAGUAACUUCCCAGAACAGCGUGGAACGGCUACAGCCUUUCCAAUUGCUGCCUUCGGCCUCAGUGCUUUCUUCUUUUCGACCAUGUCGUCGAUUUUUUUCCAUGGAGAUACGGGUGCUCUUCUCUUCUCGCUGGCACUGGGGACUAGUAUAAUGGUCUUCGUUUUUGGCUUUUUCUUGCGAAUCCUCCCUCCUACCCAAUCAUAUACAUCUGUGCCAGACCGCGAUACCGGGGAAAGACAACAGUUUACUUAUGAGGAGCCUGAAGAAAUAGGUAGGCAGAAUAUAAAUUCCACCUCAUCACCCUCACAAUCAUCAUCAUCAUCAUCAUCAUCACAGCCCCUUCUGCACGCUAGGCAGGAGCCUUCCUCAUCAACUUCUGGUGGCGAAGCAGUACACGACCUCGGUCAUUCAAGAGUUGCGGAUGAGGCUACAUCUUUAGUGUAUAAGCCAGAGACCCCGACAAUUUCCGACGAGCAAAGUGGCUGUCAAAUACCGGCUUAUCAUGGUAACAAUGAAGAUUAUGAAAACGGCUCACACUAUCCAGAUAUUCGUGGGCUUGCACUGCUACGUAAGUCCGAAUUUUGGCAGCAAUUUCUCUUGAUGGGACUGCUGUCGGGUAUUGGACUUAUGACUAUUAAUAAUAUCGGAAAUACCACGAAGGCAUUGUGGCGUUACUACGAUGACAGCGCCGACUCUAAAUUCAUCCAACACCGUCAAGUCAUCCACGUCUCAACGUUGUCUAUCGGCAGCUUUCUCGGUAGACUAUUAAGUGGAGUUGGGUCAGAUCUUCUAGUCACAAAACUCAACAUGUCUCGUUUCUGGUGCAUUUUUCUAUCAUCCGUCGUCUUCACCUUAACCCAACUCGCCGGCACUUCCAUCAACAAUCCAAACCAACUCUACAUAAUAUCCGGUCUUACUGGUAUUGCAUAUGGCUUUUUGUUCGGCGUUUUCCCUUCUCUAGUUGCACAUACAUUCGGUAUUACCGGUCUGAGUCAAAACUGGGGUGUAAUGACACUUGCCCCUGUUCUCAGUGGAAAUGUCUUCAAUCUUCUCUACGGCGCUAUUUACGACCACCACAGCAUCAUUGGACCAGAUGGGCAGAGGGAUUGCAGCGAAGGCCUGCAGUGUUAUCGCACUGCGUACACGUUGACUUUCUUCAGUGGACUAGCUGGCAUAGGGGUUUCGUUGUACUGCAUUUGGCAAGAGAGGCUGAUCCAUGGCAAGGGUAAAGGUUCAAAGAUCGAGGAUCAUGAGCGAAUGGCCUAAAAAAAUUACAUUCAAGUGAAAUGAUGAUUAGAGGACAGGAGCGGGACGGGCAUAUACGUUAUAGAACAUAUAGAAGUUGUGGCGAGGUUUGUCGUUUGCCUUAAGGUUUGAAGGCAUCCGUCAUUUACAUUAGUUGACAUGUAAUCUUUCGGUUGUAAGCUGUGUACAUAUUUGUCUUUAUCAUUGGUAUAUUACAAACAUAAUUGGUGUUAA
Messenger RNA from Talaromyces proteolyticus, 2194 nucleotides. RefSeq names its product putative MFS transporter. NCBI's taxonomy places the organism in Eukaryota, Fungi, Ascomycota, Eurotiomycetes, Eurotiales, Trichocomaceae. The transcript is spliced from 8 exons. Gene Ontology annotation, cellular component: membrane. The coding region runs from base 320 to 1981 and encodes 553 amino acids. The record is from RefSeq and is a predicted model, not a curated record.